UCUACCUCACUACCCCAACCUAGACACUUCCCAGCUCCCAACUCUUUUAAAAUCCCCGCGAGCAUGGCAGUCCCAGCAUCCGUAAGGCAGCUUCACAAAAAUACUUCCCCGCCACGCUUUCAGAUCAGAAGGGAGCUUCUCUAGUUGGCGAGAAGAAAAACCUAGGUUGAUUUCAAUCGAAGACGUCAAUGGCGACGCCAUCAACUGACAAGAAGAACGUUGAGGUGUUUGAUACGGAGGAGGAUCAAGCUGUUUCUCUGGCUAAGUACACGGCCAAUCUGUCUAAUCAGUUUUGCAAAGAAAGAGGGGCUUUUUCUGUCGUUUUGUCUGGUGGGUCUCUCAUCAAUUCCCUCAGGAAGCUACUGGAACCCCCAUAUAUUGAUUCAAUUGAAUGGUCGAAAUGGCAUGUCUUUUGGCUAGAUGAAAGAGUAGUACCAAAGGAUCAUGAAGACAGUAAUUAUAAGCUUGCUAAUGAUGGGUUUCUUUCUAAGGUACCAAUUCUCCCUGGUAAUGUCUAUGCAAUCAAUGAUAAGCUGUCAGCUGAGGGUGCAGCAGAUGAUUAUGAGGCUUGUCUAAAAAACUUGGUCAAUAGAAACGUGAUAGCUUUAUCUGAAGCUAGUGGAUUCCCAAAGUUUGAUCUCAUGCUGCUGGGUAUGGGUCCAGAUGGACAUGUGGCUUCUUUAUUCCCAGGCCAUCCUCUGCUCCAAGAAAAUGAGAAAUGGGUCACCUUCAUUAAGGACUCUCCAAAACCGCCUCCAGAGAGAAUUACUUUUACAUUUCCAGUGAUCAACUCUUCUACAUACAUUGCCCUUGUGAUAACCGGUGCCGGUGAAGCUGGAGCAGUGCAAACAGCUUUAGGAAAGAGUAAAAAUUCAGUUAAGCUUCCUGUUCAAAUGGUUUCACCUGAAGGGAAGUUGACUUGGUUUUUGGACAAGGAUGCUGCUUCAAAGCUGUAGAGUUGGAAUGUUAUGUUUGUGUGGUAGUAUGUUUUAUGUUCUAUUGUGGUUUAUGUAACUUCAAAUGUGCUAAUAUGUUUAUUUAAAGGAGUUGAAUAAAUCUGGAAUAUAUGAUAUGCUUUUACUUUA
This is a messenger RNA of Carya illinoinensis, 1085 nucleotides long. Its product is annotated as probable 6-phosphogluconolactonase 4, chloroplastic. Gene Ontology annotation, biological process: carbohydrate metabolic process; pentose-phosphate shunt. NCBI's taxonomy places the organism in Eukaryota, Viridiplantae, Streptophyta, Magnoliopsida, Fagales, Juglandaceae. The coding region runs from base 189 to 956 and encodes 255 amino acids. The record is from RefSeq and is a predicted model, not a curated record. Gene Ontology annotation, molecular function: 6-phosphogluconolactonase activity. The transcript is spliced from 3 exons.